AUAUAAAGCAGUCGGGAAACAAUGCGCCUGCAGAUCGCGCUCCCGCGUCGAUCCCGGGAGCGUCCUGGCUGCCGUGUGCGAGCGAGGCGGGGGGGAGCGCGCGCGAGGGGCGCGUUCGUGAGUGCGGGGCCGCGCGCUCAGUAGCGCGCAUGUGUGUGUGUGCGGGCUGCCGGGCUUCCCCGAGCCGGCGGGGAGCCGCUCCGCUCCAGGUGGCGGGCGGCGGGAGCGAGGGAGCGGACAUGGACUUCGACUCGUACCAGCACUAUUUCUACGACUAUGACUGCGGAGAGGAUUUCUACCGCUCCACGGCGCCCAGCGAGGACAUCUGGAAGAAAUUCGAGCUGGUGCCGUCGCCCCCCACGUCGCCGCCCUGGGGCUCUGGUCCCGGCGCCGGGGACCCAGCCUCUGGGAUUAGUCCGGGGGAGCCAUGGCCCGGAGGGGGUGCUGGGGACGAGGUGGAAUCUCGGGGCCAUUCAAAAGCUUGGGGCAGGAAUUAUGCUUCCAUCAUCCGCCGUGACUGCAUGUGGAGUGGCUUCUCCGCCCGGGAACGACUGGAGAGAGUAGUGAGCGACCGACUUGCUCCAGGCGCGCCCCGGGGGAACCCGCCCAAAGCGCCCGCCACCCCGGAUUGCACUCCCAGUCUGGAAGCCAGUAACCCGGCGCCCGCCACCCCGUGUCAGUUGGGCGAGCCCAAGACUCAGGCCUGCUCCGGGUCCGAGAGCCCCAGCGACUCCGAAGGCGAAGAAAUCGAUGUGGUGACGGUGGAGAAGAGACGAUCUCUGGACAUCCGCAAGCCAGUUACCAUCACAGUGCGAGCAGACCCCCUGGACCCCUGCAUGAAACACUUCCACAUCUCCAUCCACCAACAACAGCAUAACUAUGCUGCCCGCUUUCCCCCAGAAAGUUGCUCUCAGGAGGGGGCUCCCGAGAGGGGUCCCCAGGAAGAGGUUCCAGAGAUAGAAGCUCCCAAGGAGAAAGAGGAGGAGGAGGAGGAAGAGGAGGAAGAAGAGAUUGUGAGCCCCCCACUUGUAGAAAGUGAGGCUCCCCAGUCCUGCCACCCCAGACCUGUCAGUUCUGAUACUGAGGACGUGACCAAGAGGAAGAACCAUAACUUCUUGGAACGGAAAAGGAGGAAUGACCUCCGUUCACGGUUCCUGGCCCUGCGGGACCAGGUGCCCACCCUGGCCAGCUGCUCUAAGGCCCCCAAAGUCGUGAUCCUAAGCAAGGCCUUAGAGUACUUGCAAGCUCUGGUGGGGGCUGAAAAGAAGAUGGCUACAGAGAAAAGGCAACUCCGGUGUCGGCAGCAGCAACUGCAGAAAAGAAUUGCGUACCUCAGUGGCUACUAACCGACCAAAAAGCCUGACUUCUCUCUCUCUCUCUCUCACACACACACACACACACACACACACACACACACACACACACACUUAUUUUUUAACCUCUCUCUCCCUUUUAGUAAUUUGCACAUUUUGGUUACAGCGGGGCAGUCUGGACAGUAGAUCCCAGAAUGCAUUGCAGCCAGUGCACACAUAAUAAGGGCUUGCAUUCUUGGAAACCUCGAAACCCAGCUCUCCCUCUUCCCUGACUCAUGGGAGUGCUGUCUUCUCUGGCGCCUUUGGCUUCUCAGCAGGCAGCUGACUGAGGAGACUUGGGGUCUGCCUCCCUCACUAGCACCAGAGAGAAGGCUGACAGAUGCUAUGCAACAGGUGGUGGACGAUGUCAGGGGCUGCAGCCUGCAUGAAAUCUCACACUGUGCUAGAUAGAGCUUUAGGCUAGGAAAGGAUGCUGCUCCCACUGGUGUCUCUGGGGAUGAUGCAAGGACAGCUGGGCCUGGAUACUGUCCCCAAGGCUCUGUUUUCCAGGAGACAAGCGAGCUGUUCUAGGUGAAGACAAGCUCGCAGACUUGAUCAGCAUGGACCAUUACCUCACUGUCAGACACUUUACAGUAGCUGAGAAGUGGAAACCUUUAGGAUAUAUUAGGAUAUCAGGCCACAACCCUCCCUCCACUCUCAUUGCUAUGACUUUGAAAACAUUUAAAGGGCUUGGCCUGUAGAGUCUUUGUCUCAGAGCUCUCUGGGCCUUCUCAGAGAGAGACCUGUCUAUCCUCACAAGGGACUUUUUUGUUUCUUUCUGCCUUUGUUAUGCAAUGGGCACCACAGCACUCUUCUAUACAGAUCAGAACUAUUUCUCCAGGAUGUAGGAAAAUGGGUCAUGGGGAAGGCUUAGCAUCCUGGCCAAGCCUUGGGUGUUUUCUUGCAGGGCCAUUUGAAGCCCAGCUUAGAACCUUCUCUCAAGGCAGAUAUAAGGCACCUCAGAAGGAAGUGCCUAACCACUUCCUCUUUUCCAACUGCCUCUCGAGUCAGUCCUUGACUUUUGUCUAAAUUCUGCUGGAACAGUGCAACCCUAUCCUUCUCAAGCAACUUCAAGGAGUUUGCUGGCUCUGCAGCCAUCAUCCUGGCCCUUUCCCUGGAAUCUGGGCCUUAUAGGCACUCUGAGGAGUGCUGCUUGGAUUCAUCGGGUGCCCCAGAAGGUACACUCACUUCCCCAUGGGUUGUUAAGGUGCCUCUAGGAGCACUGCUCAGCCAGCUACCAUAGGUUUUGCUCCAGCUGCGUUCUGCAGCACCAGAUGGAAUCUAAGUAUGGUCCUCAAUAGGAAAAGUCACCCAAGCUAGCAGUGGUCCCAUGGGCAUCCUCGGGCGAUCCUAAGCUUUGCCUGAAAGAAGAGUCAACCUUCUCAGAACUCUGCCCAGGAAGGCAGAUUCCUUCCUGCUGGCCCUGGGUUUGGAAGUAGGGAAACAGUGUGGAGAACAAACAGAUAGUAAAUGCUACCUGUGGCUCUCAAAAACCAACUACCACUUCCAAAUUUGCUGACCAUGAUGGCCUCACCUUGCUUCCUGGCCUCAGAGAGUCCUAGAAGAAGCGUUGGAAGUAGCUGUUCUGCCUGCUGGGGCAGGACUUUGAGGCACCGAGGGACUCCUGGGACUAUGUUGGGCAGACAAGUGGGGAGCAGGCUCCUGAAGACUCAUCUGAAUGACUUGUGUUUUAUAAGCUGCUGUUGGGUUAUGUGCUGCGGGAGUCUUUUUUUUUAUACUGUAUUUUUGUAUGCUUUUUGCAAAGUGGCGUUAACUGUUUUUGUACAAGAAAAAAGCAAAAACAAAAAAACCUCCUGUUGCAAGGGUUUGGUUUAUUUUGAAAGGCAAGUUUACCUGGAAGUUUGUAUUUAGUUGUAAUCAUUAAUUGCUUGAUUUUAAACUGUUGCCUUCUGGGACAUCUUCUAAUAAAAGAUUUCUCAAAAA
Molecule: messenger RNA, 3296 nt
Organism: Mesocricetus auratus (golden hamster)
Lineage: Eukaryota; Metazoa; Chordata; Mammalia; Rodentia; Cricetidae
Gene: Mycl
Product: MYCL proto-oncogene, bHLH transcription factor
Exons: 3
Coding region: 150-1346 (398 amino acids)
Biological process (GO): regulation of transcription by RNA polymerase II
Molecular function (GO): protein dimerization activity; RNA polymerase II cis-regulatory region sequence-specific DNA binding; DNA-binding transcription factor activity, RNA polymerase II-specific
Source: RefSeq, a predicted model, not a curated record